This is a messenger RNA of Antechinus flavipes (yellow-footed antechinus), 1722 nucleotides long. RefSeq lists its product as uncharacterized. Lineage: Eukaryota; Metazoa; Chordata; Mammalia; Dasyuromorphia; Dasyuridae. The transcript is spliced from 2 exons. The record is from RefSeq and is a predicted model, not a curated record. Bases 1 to 915 code for a protein of 304 amino acids.
AUGGUGGCUCCUGCGGGGCUUCACAAGGCAGGCACCGCGCGCGCCCGCCAGCACCAUUCCAGCCUCGACCGUCGGCACACUCCGGCCAUCCGCCCGGGCGGCGGUGGCGGCGGCUGCAGCGGGGGAGGGACAAGGACGACCGGGCGGGCGGCGGCACCGGACGGGGCUGGACCGGACGGGGGCUGCCUCCAGAGCACGGGGCACUCAGCCUCGCUGGCUCCGCAAGGGCCGGAGGGACACGCAGCCCGCGCGCGCCUCACCGGCCACCACAGCUCGCAGCCCGACACCUCUGGCUCUCGCCGCCUCUCGGAGCCCGCCCCGUCUCCGCUGCUUCUCUCUCCUCCACGCCCUCCCUACGUCUGUCUGUCGCGCUCUCUCCCGGAGUGUGAACAGCUGCUGCUGCUGUUAGCGCUGCUGAGGCUGCUGUUAGCGCUGCUGAAGCUGCUGCUGCUGCUGCUGCUGCUAGUGCUAGUGCUGCUGCUGCUGCUGUUGCUAAUGCUGCUGCUGCUAGUACUGCUGCUGUUGCCGAGACGGGCUGGUUCUGCCCACUUCCGGGUUCAGACUGGGACGACGCAGACGGCUAAUGACGGGCCAGUGAUGCAAGCCUUGAAGUGGCUGGAGAGAGCCCUCCCUCCGCGCCGCCUCUUCCUCCUCUCUGUUGCUCCCGGGCUGCUGGCGACUGGGGAGGGCUGCGGGGUACCCAGGUCGGGCGAGGGGGGAGGGUUCAAAGCAGCCUUCUUAGGGUCUGAUGCAAUUGCUUCCCUCACCCCCCCUCACCCAACCUCCCCGUGCGACGUAAUCAUUUGGGGGAGGAGACCCACGUCUGGAGGAGGGUGCAUUUGCUUGCAACUAGCAGGAUCGAGUGAGUCCAAAGAUCAUAGAACCGUAGGAUUCCAGCUGGAAGGGACCUCUUAGAUCGUUGAACUCAACCCCUUCCUUUUACAAGGGGAGAAAAGUCCAGGGAAGUGUAUGGCCUCAGAGGAGAUGGGUCGCAUCCCUGUGCAGGAAAUGGGUAGCUCAGAAAAUACACUUGUGCAGCAACUGUGAUUUCAUUGGUGCCUCCUCUCCCUUCAUGGGCGCAGAGCAGAAUCCCUCCGUGCUUUAGACUUUAUGAGUUGCUAUGACUGGGGGGAAAACCUACCACCAGGUGGCUGGUCUGGUGGUGAGCCACUUCAGACGGUGGCGCUGGUCCGCAGACUCACAGAAUGAGAGACUCGGAGAGUUGGAAGGCACCUGAGCGGACGUGCACGUAUAUGCUGUCUGGGGGUUUGUGCUGAAACCCUUCCUCAGCUCGGACCCAACAGCGUUUAUGCUUCUCUGGCUGAACCUCCAGGAAUUCAGGAUCUCCCUGUGACUGACAUAAAAAAUGAGCUAGCCGUACCCCAGGAUGCCCUUAGAACUGGAAGGGAAUUUUUAAAAAACCUAAUCCAACUCCCUCUCCCUCUUUUUUACAGAUAAGAAACUGAGUCCCAAAGGAAUGAAAUCCAAGGUCAAGUGGCAGAGAGUUACUAUUCAAACCCAAGAUCUCUGACUUCAGAUCUACCUUUCUACCGCACUACAUUGUCCAAUAGAACAAAUCCUCCUGUGCUGCCUCAGCCUGGAAUAGAGGACAGAGUUUCUGGCAUUUCUUGAAACGUGAUGCCCAAGGCUACCUGCAAGCCCUUCAGCCACCCAGUCAGGGGAACCCCACAAAUCCUACUCCAAUACCCUUCCCUUCCACAG